Molecule: messenger RNA, 3507 nt
Organism: Thermochaetoides thermophila DSM 1495
Lineage: Eukaryota; Fungi; Ascomycota; Sordariomycetes; Sordariales; Chaetomiaceae
Exons: 3
Coding region: 1-3507 (1168 amino acids)
Biological process (GO): regulation of transcription by RNA polymerase II
Cellular component (GO): mediator complex; core mediator complex
Molecular function (GO): transcription coregulator activity
Source: RefSeq, a predicted model, not a curated record
AUGGAGGCACGCGCACAUGGCGCCCUGCCAAAUAACUAUGACCGAGAGCGGUUCAUCAACGGCGUCGGUGGGGAUGACAAGGCAUUGAAACGCAAGCUGGAGGAGCCACUGUCGGAUAUUACCAAGGAGCUCGACACGGUUAUCGCUCAAAGCGAUGUUGCCGUCGCCGAUCCAAAGGGCCAGUUGUGCCCUGACGCCGAUGUCCCCGACGAGAUGGAGCAUAUCACAGAUGGCAUUCUCCCUCUCAACCUUUUGCUCAUUCGGCUGGCCGAGUUUUCUCAUUCCAAAUUAGAAGAACUUGUGACAAUGCUUGCCUCGAAGCCCGUGCCGCAACAUGCCGUCAAUGGGAAUGGCAGUCAUUCUACGUUGGUCGAGGACGCAUCUCCAGAGAGCCAAGAAAAGAAACGGCUGCUUCUUAACACCAUCCAGGACUUGCACUCCAGAUGGGUCAAGGCAUUGGUUAUUACAGAGUGGGCGAGAAAUGCUGAGAAGGUCGGCAAGUUGAUCGACAUCAGGACCCAUUUGUUCAAGAAGUUGGAGCUGUAUCCCCAGGUUUUGAACGAUUUCAUCAACCUUAAACGCGACAUGGCUUGGGCCAAAGUUCCGAGUCCAGAUUUGAAAACUGCUUUACACAUUCUCACCCACGGCGAGGUUACGUGGAUGCCCGACUUCAACUUUCUCGAUCCUCCUCCCCUAACGACAGAGGAAACAUUGCGGUGGAUCAAUGACAUGAAUCUAGCCCUUCACGCGCGAUUACAGCUUGAAGAGCACGACAAGCUCCCGCCGCCAUUCAAAAAUUACACUAUUGACUCCGGACGAGUUACAUUCAGAGUUAGAGGAGAGUUUGAAGUGGAUCUAAGCAUAUCUGAAGAGGAUUUCAGCGAGCAGUUCUGGUUCAUCAACUUCCGCUUCGACUUCAGCCCGGCCCCAGCCGAGCUAACACCGGCAGUUCGGUAUUGGAUGACAGAGAAAGUAAACAACAUUCUGAAAACAGAAGGGCUUGGCGGCUGCUACAAGUAUUUACACGAGUUUACUUUGACACAGAAGAUCGCCGAGCUUCAUCGCCAGGCCAUUGCGCUGAAUAAAGGGCGAUGGGCCAACAGCCUUCGGGUAGAGAAGCUGAACCGGAAUUUAGGGAUCCAUUACUGGGCUAACCGCUUGCACUCUCAAAAUCUCAAGAGCUGGAUUAUUAUCGGUGUCCACAGUGGUGAAGAUCCGCAAGGUCUUGAGGAGCCGAAACCAAGCUAUCUCAUGGUGCAGUGGUUCCGCGAGGGCGUUGAGCAGUUCAUCGACAUUCCAUUUUCCCAAGAGAAGCUAUCCAUCGAGGAAAUUCUGGAGUUCGUCACCGCCAAGCAUGUCGGCUAUCUGCUUUUCUCCCUCUUUAGAAAAUUUGACGGGAAGCCUCGCUUCACACAGGGAAAGAAAGCUAGGCUGGAGCUGAAUGUUUGGACACAGAAGCCCGAAGACUACUAUCUCUCCAUGCAGCUGCUUGAUGACGAGGAUCUCAAAAUCCAGGUUAAUCCGUGGAUGGGCGACUUCAUCACCACACCUUCAACUGGGCCUUGGAACCGGACUCUUAACUCACUUGGGAACCCAGCUGAAGAGGGCUCAAAGGAACUGGAAAAUUUCCGUUAUAUUUACAUCAUAUCGGUUCUCAAGGCACAGGGGAAAAGCCACGGCUGGUCUGUUGUUCGAUCUCCAAUUUCUCAGGACGAGCUCAGGAGCAUCGUGCAUUCAGAGUCGGCGUCGUCGCGCGAGACUUUCCAGGCGGCGUGGACAAGGUUUGUUGAUUGGGACCCUCAGUGGUAUGCCAUGCGAAGCAUGAGCCUCGCAGGCGAUCAAUGGUGGCUCGUUGAGGUGACCUCGCAAAGACAGUCUAUCAGCGGAAACCGGCUGGUCUUCUUUACCAAGAUGGCGCCAUGCUUCUCGGAAGAACGACUGACAGACGGCUUCUUCAAUGGACUACGAGACCAUAGCAGACGUCUGAUAGCGGAGAUAACUAACCUUCGGGAGCUUUAUCCCGGAAUUACUCCGAGUCAGCUCCGGAAACUGAUUGAUCCCACGCGUCAACCACCGGUCCUCCCUGUGAAGGCUUCCAAGAUCCUGGGCGAUUUUGGAGGCGCGGACGCCCAAUCAAUUGCCUGGCUGAAGGAUCCUGUGUGGCUCAUAUACAGGGGAUCGGCGUGCGAUACAAGAGUGUCAGACAGCCCACAGCAAAAGCGAACGCAACCAGUGCUGGAUGUGUUUGAGGCGUACUUGGAUGUCACCGAUCGCCGCAGAUUCCAAACACUGAAUCCACGUCUCGAUCGUGAUAUCCUCUAUAACCCUUACACUGGCCGGUUCAUGUUCCGCCUUCGUGCCAAAAUGGGUGUCCCGGUUGUCCCUCUGCUUGGGAUUCGUGUAAGGCAACUCCAGCGUUUGCUCGACUUCCUUGAAGGACUCCGAAGAGUCGGUGAUCAAGCAGUUCCCGAACGAGUCACUCUUCGCGAGAUCGUAUUCAGCUAUGGCGCGACACGAAAAAGGGAUUCUACUAAUCAACCUAAAGUUCGUCCUUGGAGAGUUCGACUUGAUCUCACCAAAGAAGAAGGCGUGGGAGUGGUUCUUGAGAAAGGAAAUCCCCACCUCAGAGUCAUCAACCGUCUUGAAGACCUCGUAAACAGUCAGAAAUUCUACUCUCUAGCAACUUAUCUCACCCUCAGUCUCCCUCUUUUCAGAGCAUUUGAGCAGCUGGAGAACGCAUGGCAGACGGCACAAGAGAAUGGCCGAGGAUCUUGCUUCAUCCUCCACCUGUCCUUGGACAAGCAUACUAUCCGUUUUGUGCUACCUGGACACCAGAGACAGAUCAGUCUCUUGAUCCAGCCUCAUGAAAAAGAGGGUAAACUCGUUUGGGAAGUUGGUCGGCCAAGACAUGAUCCAGAACUUUUGAACGAGAAUUGUGAGUUCAACCGCGUCCUGAAAGAACGGGUUUGGACCAUCUCUGGCAGUGGGUUCAAGGGCCUUGUGACCGGUGCGGCGGCAGAGCCUGAUGAAGGGAUUGAGCGUCUCCUGGUUCUCAUCAGCGACGCCGUUCUUCACUUAAGCACUUCGCAGCCUGCCACUGCUCCACCACAACCGCCUCAAGCACAACCAUCACAGCAGGUCCAGCAGGUCCAGCAGCAACAAGUCGUUUCACAGCUGCAGCCACAAGCACAACAACCUCGAUCAGCGAUGCCUCACGCCUCGGUAGGCCAGCAACAGCCUCAUGGUGCUCCUGCCCCGAUGGCACGGUUUCCUCCACAACAACAACAGAUAUUCCAGCAGCAGCGCCCACCACAACCUCAACCUAACAUGCAUGGAGGCCAGAUCUCGCAGCCUAACAUGCACGGGGGACCAAAGCCACAACUACAGGGACAGCACGGGCAACCAGGCCAAAUGGUAGCAGCACCACAGCAGCAGGGUCAGCGGCCUGGCACGGGCACAGCAGCGGGUAUGGGUAGGAGCAAUGCUCCGCUCGUUGUGCUAGACUGA